AUGCACGCGCAGUUUGACGUCGCCAUCGACUCCAAGCCCACCGGCCGCAUUAUCUUCAAGCUCUACGACGACGUUGUCCCGAAGACUGCACGGAAUUUCCGCGAGUUGGCGACGGGCCAGCACGGCUUCGGAUAUUCCGGCAGCACUUUCCACCGUAUAAUCCCGAACUUCAUGCUCCAGGGCGGUGACUUCACGCGUCAUAACGGUACCGGAGGCAAGUCGAUUUACGGGGAGAAGUUUGCCGACGAGAACUUCAAGUUGCGGCAUGACAAGCCUGGUCUGCUGUCCAUGGCCAACGCGGGAGCCAACACGAACGGCUCGCAGUUCUUCAUCACGACGGUGGUCACGUCGUGGCUUGACGGCAAGCACGUCGUGUUCGGCGAGGUUUCCGAGGGCUUGGACAUCGUGAAGGCAAUUGAGGCGGUCGGCUCCGAGUCUGGCCGUCCGAAGUCGAAGGUCACGAUUACGUCUUCGGGCACGGUCUAA
Trametes versicolor FP-101664 SS1 is the source of this 486-nucleotide messenger RNA. RefSeq names its product cyclophilin. Gene Ontology annotation, biological process: protein folding; protein peptidyl-prolyl isomerization. The transcript has 4 exons. NCBI's taxonomy places the organism in Eukaryota, Fungi, Basidiomycota, Agaricomycetes, Polyporales, Polyporaceae. The record is from RefSeq and is a predicted model, not a curated record. The coding region runs from base 1 to 486 and encodes 161 amino acids. Gene Ontology annotation, molecular function: peptidyl-prolyl cis-trans isomerase activity.